AAAAAAAGAAAAAAAAGACUGUACGGGUCAUUGACCAUCAAAACUGAAGUCGCCGUCCGCCAUCUUGAUACUCCCAAAACAACCACGCCGACCAGUUUCAUGGUUGUGAGAAAACUUUCCAUAGAUCAGUGGCUGAAACCGGAGGCCACAAGUUCACCUGCGGGCCGCCAUUUCCAGUGAGGACAGCCCGCCCCGCCCACCGCGACUCGAGUGGGUGGGGUGGCCUGUCUUGCUCAAAGCCCGGCUGCGAGAUCUGCAGCAGCACGUUCCCACUCCGUGAUUGACUCACUUGAGGAACUUGAGGAACAUUUGCACGUUCGGGAACGAAAGCGCAACUCUUUUCUUCCUGAAUGCUCAUGUUUGAGAAGGGGUCAUCACCACCAUCAGCCACGGCGACAGCGAUGCCCUCUGAUGAAUAUUCUGCUGUCGCCAUGGAGACAAACAAUAACCUGGCUGCCAUGGCGGAGGUGAGCCCGCCGCCACCUGAAGGCCUGUCGGAGAACGACAGCGGUGUAGAGCUGACCAAUGAGAGCAGCCCGCUGGGAGGGGCCGAGCCACCAUCGCCCUUCAGUCCAAAACAGAACGGGGGGGCCGCAUCACCUCAAGAUGGUAACGAGUGUCUGCAAGGGAGGGUCAGGACCAGGAAUAGGUCCAAAAGCAAACCUGGCGCGUGGGACCCAUCUACUGAAGACAAGUCUCGGCUAGCUCUGAGAGCAAGUCCGCGAUCCCGAACCAUCUUCCAGGCUGGUCUGAUGCCGCGUGUCAAACCUCGCAGACGUAAACAUGAGCUCGUCACCACCGUGUGCAGCGGAGCUUCUCGGGCGGUCUCAUCUCGGGGGGUCCCUGAGGUGCCAUGUCCGGAGCUGAUGGAAAACGACUCCAAAGACUCGGCCCGAAGCAGCGGCACCGCCAUGUCCAGUUGCGACACCCACGCCGAAUACAAUGACAACAAGGGCUUCAGCGUGGGUGAGCUGGUGUGGGGAAAGAUCAAGGGCUUCUCCUGGUGGCCCGGCAUGGUGGUGACCUGGCGUGCCACUGGGAAACGGCAGGCCAGCCACGGUAUGAGGUGGCUGCAGUGGUUCGGGGACGGCAAGUUCUCCGAGGUCUCCGCCGACAAGAUGGAUUCCAUCGUGGCCUUUGCCAAGUUCUUCAAUCAGGCCUCUUACACCAAACUGGCGUCCUACCGCAGGGCCGUCUUCCAAGCUCUGGAGGUGGCCAGCGUCCGGGCAGAGAAGAAGUUCCCCGUCUGCGAGUCGGACAACCCCGACGAGCAAGUCAAGCCCAUGCUGGACUGGGCGCAAGGAGGCUUCCUGCCUAAAGGCCAAGACGGACUUAAACCCACGUGUGGCAUUGACAGCGCCACCCUUGAUAUGCAGGUCCUGGAUGUGUCACUGCCCGAGUAUCCGCCCAGUGCCAAGCAGCCCAGACUGAGCGUGUGUAAGAAUAAGGCAGGACCUGAGGAGUCCUUCAGCAGAGAACAAAUGGUAAAUGAAGUCCUUGAGAACAAAAGAAGUAUAGAAGAGUUCUGUCUCUCGUGUGGCAAGAUGAGGGCAGCAACCUUCCACCCACUCUUUGAAGGAGGCCUGUGCCAAAUGUGCAAGGACGUGUACUUGGAGACGUCCUACAUGUAUGAUGACGACGGAUACCAGUCCUACUGCACCGUCUGUUGUGGCGGCCGAGAGGUUCUGCUCUGUGGGAAUGCCAACUGCUGCAGGUGUUUCUGCGUGGACUGUCUGGACAUUCUGGUGGCCAGUGGGGCAUCAAACAAUGCGCGCUACCUGGACCCUUGGCGCUGCUAUAUGUGCCAGCCACUGCUGACAUACGGCGUCCUCAAGCGGCGUCAUGAUUGGAGUGUCAAACUGCAGGAGUUUUUUGCCAACGACAAUGGACAGGAGUUUGAGAGCCCAAAGAUUUAUCCUGCAGUUCCAGCAGAUCAGAGGCGACCAAUACGAGUCCUCUCACUGUUUGAUGGCAUCGCCACUGGCUACCUCGUCCUGAGAGAUCUGGGGUUUAAGGUAGACCAGUAUGUGGCAUCUGAGGUGUGCGAGGAUUCCAUCUCUGUCGGCGUGGUCCGACACGAAGGAAAGAUUCAAUACGUCCACGACGUCCGGAAUAUCACCAGAAAAAACAUUCAGGAAUGGGGUCCGUUUGAUCUUGUGAUUGGAGGAAGUCCAUGUAAUGACCUCUCGAUUGUCAACCCAGCCAGGAAAGGCCUCUUUGAAGGCACAGGGAGAUUGUUCUUCGAAUUUUACCGUCUGCUAAGCGAGGCCAAGCCAAAAGACGGAGAGAACCGCCCUUUCUUCUGGAUGUUCGAAAACGUGGUUGCCAUGGGUGUCAACGACAAGAGGGACAUUUCACGAUAUCUGGAGUGUAACCCCGUAAUGAUUGACGCCAUUGAGGUUUCUGCAGCCCACCGGGCUCGAUACUUUUGGGGGAACCUACCGGGUAUGAACAGACCUCUGUGUGCUUCCGGGAUGGACAAGCUGGAGUUACAAGAUUGUCUAGAACACGGUCGAGUUGCCAAGUUCGGGAAGGUUCGCACCAUCACCACCCGCUCCAACUCAAUCAAACAGGGGAAAGACCAACACUUCCCAGUCUUGAUGAAUGGAAAGGAGGACAUCUUAUGGUGCACUGAGCUAGAGAGGAUCUUCGGCUUCCCGGUCCACUACACUGACGUGUCCAACAUGGGUCGAGGCGCUCGGCAGAAACUCCUGGGCCGAUCAUGGAGCGUCCCUGUCAUCAGGCAUCUUUUCGCCCCCCUUAAAGACUUCUUUGCCUGCGAUUAGAUGCCAUGUCACCAGCAAAUGGACUCUACCAUUGUCAUUAUCAAAAGGAGGGCAGAACCAGCACAUACCAACUCUCACAAGGAAAUAAGACAUAACCAGGCAAGAGUCCCCACCAUCACCUGUCAAUUGACAUCACUUGUCACUACCACAUAGCACCACUUUGUACCAGCAAAUAGAUGUCCCCGACUCCAGGCAAUAGACACCUAUCAAGAAAAGCUCCGAGACACCAUCAUCGCCGGCAAAUAGACGCCAGCUUUCACAAGCAGAUAGCUAAUACAAAUCACAGCACGUAGACACCACCAGGAAAUAGACAUGACACAUCACUAGCUAAUCGAUAGUUGCUAUCACCAAUACUUUGUGGUCACCCAUCACCAUGAAUAAGACCAUUUGUGACUAGGAAUUAGACACCAGCCUCAGCAGCAGGGAAGAAAGACCUGUUGAUAAGACUAAACUCAAAUACGCUUUACCAAGAAAUAGAUGCUAUUCAUUACCAGAAAAUAUACAAUACCUGUCACCACCAAACAAAUACCACCAAUAACCCGUACGUAGACACCAUCCAUUACCAGCAAAUUGACCCCACGUUACUUGAAAAUAUAUGCUGCUCACCAUCAGCAAAUAGAAACGUGCGUGCCUCUCACCAGUAAAGACAUUUGUCAAAAGCAAAUAUAGUCAUCAACAAAUACUAUGUCACCAAGAAAUCGAGGACACACUCAAUGAACAAACAUCACCCUAUCGCAGUACGUCGACGUUUAUCAUCAGCAAAUUGACACUGACCAUUACCCAAACAGAACGUGCAAAAAGUAUUUCAAUGUCCUUCUUAGCCUAGAGGGACGAGUGUUGACAUUGUGUUCCCUUUUCUUUGACUAGUACGUAUGGCUUUUCUUUUACUUUUUAUAGUUGAUAGUUGGAAUGUGGCUUUUUUUCCAUUUGUUUUUUCAAAAGAACUGUAGGAAGCACUACUUGUAAUGGAUGGUAGUGGACUUGCAUGGAAGUAAAUAUGUACCACCAGGAUUUGAAUUAAAAAUGCCACUGAAAAUUUUAUGUUGUAAAAUUCACAUUGUUAUUUCAAAGUGAUCACAUUUCACUAGCUGUAUUGCAGUUUAACUUUUCAAUAUAACCAAAUUUCAGACAGCCAAUUGUAGACAGUUGAAUCUCAGGUUGAUUUUUUUACAUGGCGAAUUUGUUAACAUUGAAAAGUUAAACUGAAAUCCAGAUUUUGAAAAUGUGAUCACUUUGAAAUAGUGUGAAUUUUAAUUCAAAUCCUGCUGGCACAUAUUUACUUCCAUAGACUUGAGCCGAGUCAUCAUUUCAUUACCAUUUUAGCUGUUCCUUUUCAUAUACUCUUUGUUCUUUUUGCUUUAAUUGUCUUGACUGUAGAAGAGUUGACAGAUGGGCGUCUUAUUUUUUUCAUAUUAUUAUCGUGUUAAACGUUAGCGUGUAUCCCAGAACGUUCCAGACGUUACUUGAAGUAAGCCACUGCAAACGAAAACAUCGGGUAUUUUUUUUUCUGUUUUCGCCCCUAAUUUACAAGCAGUCCUGACUGUUAGGGAAGUAAUUACCUUGAAGCGAAUAUCCUUUUACUGUAACACGCAUUAUUUUGUGCCAAUGACCACAAACAACUUUAAUGUUGUCUGUGCAUAAACUUUAUAUUACUUGUCCUACUGUAUUUUUUUUUUUUCAUGGCUGACACCAAAACCAAACAUACCAUACCUCAAAGAAAUUCUUUUAUUUCUAUUGUGUUAAGUCACUGGAACGUGUGUUUUUUUUUCAUGAUGAAAACACACAAUUGUUCUUUUAAAUAGGUCCGUGUGUGUGUUUUUUUUUUUGCAUUUUCUCAUGCCUUUAAGGGACCAAAAGAGAACUGUUUACAUUUCACUCGUAAAAAUGUUCCUGUUGUAAGAGUUUACUUGCUCUUUUUGAAUGUUUCUUAAAUCCAAACACCACUUUAAAACCAUUUUGUUUCCAUAGAGUUAUCAUACUAGCCUGUAGAUGUUCCAAUUGUUUCAUGGAGCAGAAUUAUAUUAGGGAAGGUUUUACCAUUACUAGAACUUGAUUGCAAGCAGGAAAACAAGUUAUUUUCUUAUUUUUGUACUUUUUUAUACAUGUAAAAUUCUUCACAACUGUUAGUGCAAAAACACUGUUUGUGUAUUAUUGACAUCUUCAGUAGAGUUUGUACUCAAUAAAAGGUA
Messenger RNA from Syngnathoides biaculeatus (alligator pipefish), 4975 nucleotides. It is a transcript of the gene dnmt3bb.1, whose product is annotated as DNA (cytosine-5-)-methyltransferase 3 beta, duplicate b.1. NCBI's taxonomy places the organism in Eukaryota, Metazoa, Chordata, Actinopteri, Syngnathiformes, Syngnathidae. Bases 351 to 2786 code for a protein of 811 amino acids. The record is from RefSeq and is a predicted model, not a curated record. The transcript has 23 exons. Gene Ontology annotation, cellular component: nucleus. Gene Ontology annotation, molecular function: DNA binding; DNA (cytosine-5-)-methyltransferase activity, acting on CpG substrates. Gene Ontology annotation, biological process: negative regulation of transcription by RNA polymerase II.